Molecule: messenger RNA, 1221 nt
Organism: Ustilago hordei
Lineage: Eukaryota; Fungi; Basidiomycota; Ustilaginomycetes; Ustilaginales; Ustilaginaceae
Product: putative MCA1 - Metacaspase
Exons: 1
Coding region: 1-1221 (406 amino acids)
Biological process (GO): proteolysis
Molecular function (GO): cysteine-type endopeptidase activity
Source: RefSeq, a predicted model, not a curated record
AUGGCUUACCCAGGCCAAGGCGGACAUCACUAUCAGCAAAGCCAUGGCGGCGGCGGAGGAGGAGGCGGUGGCUUCCCUGCCCCACCUCAAGGCUAUGGUCAGCCAGGAUAUGGCUACGGUGCACCACCUCCCCCACAACAAAUGUACCAGACUGGCGGCGGCUACCUUCCACCUUCGCAUCCUCCUCCCGGUGGCGUCCAAGGUCAGAUGGGUUACGGCUACAACCAGCCUUCCGGUCCCAUCGGUCCACCGGAGUACGCCUCGAACCACGUCAACUUCCGUCCUCAUGGUGGUAUGAUGGGCAACGUCCGAUACGAGUAUUCCUCCAUGCAGGGUAAGCGGAAAGCUUUGCUCAUUGGCAUCAACUAUUUCGGACAGAAGGGCGAACUUCGAGGAUGCAUCAACGACGUUCACAAUGUCAACAACUUCUUGCGACAGCGCGGCUACAAGGAUGACGAUAUGGUCGUGCUCACCGAUGACCAGCGUGAUCCACGCAGCAUCCCGACGAGGCAAAACAUGACAGCAGCCAUGCACUGGCUCGUUCGAGGUGCCUCGGCGGGUGAUGCGCUCUUCUUCCAUUACUCUGGACACGGUGGCCAGGCUAAAUCUUCGCAAGGUGACGAAGCGGACGGCUACAACGAGACAGUGAUUCCGCUCGACUACCAACAAGCAGGGCAGAUGGAAGACGACGAACUUCACGCCAUUCUCGUUCGUCCUUUGCCAGUUGGUUGUCGUCUCACCGCCAUCUUCGACUCGUGCCAUUCUGGAACGGUUCUCGAUCUCCCCUAUGUCUACACCACCUCAGGUAACAUCAAAGAGACCAGCGUCAUGGCUGGUGUUGGAAAAGGUCUCAUGGGCGCCGCAAUGAAUUACGCUAGAGGUGACGUGAUGGGUAUGGCCAAAGGUUUGCUCUCCACCUUGACUACAGCUAAGAACACCAAUGGAGCCGAGGAUAUGACCAAGAAGACGCGUUCCAGCGGUGCAGAUGUAGUCAUGCUCUCCGGAUGCAAGGAUUCCCAGACGAGUGCAGAUGCUACCGAGGCAGGUAAAGCUACGGGUGCCUGUUCGUUUGCCUUCUUGACAGUGAUGAACCAGUAUCAGCAACUGACCUACAAGCAGAUGCUCAAUGCUGUACGUGAUGUACUGGCGAGCAAAUACAGCCAAAAGCCUCAAUUGAGCUCUUCCCAUCCCAUUGAUAUGGAUCUGCUCUUCGUUCUUUGA